CUAAAAGUGUCGUGGAUGCCGUCGUUGUCGGAACAUAAGUUUCGGAAGAAAUCAUUUGCAGUUUGGUGCGUAAGAAACGCAAACAACGUGCGGAGUGAUACCGAUCCGUUGUGUAUGGUGCUUCGCAUUGGCGCAUUUUAAGUACUUUGUGAAUAUUUGUGAAAGUGAUGUUAAUUCUGAGUGUGCGUUUCAUGAAGCAAGAAAUAAGAAGUGUGUAAAAAUUUUAAAAAUAUGCUAUUUGAUUACAUUCAUAUAUAUGAAAGAAUUAAUUAAAUUAAAAAGUAUGUUUUGUUGUUUGUUAUGACGAAAUACAAUUCAAAUGCAGUGUUACAAAACAGCUCAAGCUUCAAAAUCAACAUAAGCAAGAACAUUUCGGAUUCAGUUGCCAUGGAACGCGUUAGCGUCAAGCAGGAAUUCAGCAGCUUUGCACAACAUUCACCCUUUCCACAUUCAGCUUUGCACCAUGGCCAUCAGCAGACAACGCUCAUACAUCAACAACGCUCACCCACACAACGCCUCCAUCAUCACCACCACCAUCACCACCCUCUCCAUCAACAAUCGCAACAAUAUCAGCAACAACAACAUUCUCAUCAGCAACAUUUACAUACACUCUUCAGCCGUUAUGGCGCUGCCGUCGGCAUUGGUGUCGGUCUAAACUUUGGUGGGGAUCCAGUCGACCGCGUUGCGGCAAGUGCUUUCCUUGCUGAUAACGGUAACGCUUGUAAUUAUUCCAAUUCGCGUGACAGCGAUAAACUCAACUUGACACCUUCGCCCAUAUUUACGGAUUACGACGAAAAUAGCCUGAGUUCGGAAGAGCAUGUGCUGGCACCGUUGGUGUGUUCAUCGGCUCAAACGUCGCGGCCCUGUUUGACAUGGGCCUGUAAGGCAUGCAAGAAAAAGAAUGUUGCAGUGGAUCGCAGAAAAGCUGCAACACUGCGGGAGCGUCGGCGGUUGAGAAAGGUUAAUGAGGCUUUUGAGGUGCUUAAGCGUCGCACGUCAACGAAUCCAAAUCAAAGAUUACCAAAAGUUGAAAUACUUCGCAAUGCUAUCGAAUACAUUGAAAGUCUCGAAGAUCUGUUGCAGGAGUCAUCGCCCACACGUUCCAUAGACAGUCUUGCAGAUGGUAUAAGUGGGAAAGCGUGUCAACAGGACUAUUUGAACUCAUACACAGGUGCGUAUUUGCGACAGAAGUUAAAUUUUAUCCACAAUGGUAUGGACAGAUUCGCCGUCUUUACAGAAUAUGAAUCGUCCACAGCAAAUGGUUCCAGUCUGGAUUGUCUAAAUUUGAUUGUACAAAACAUUAAUCGAAGUACAACGCAAACCACACUAACAACGAUUGCGGGCAAUAAUAAUAACAACAACAAACAAAGUAACAAAAGCAGCAGCAGUAGUGGUAGUAACAACGGUAGCAACAAUUCAAGCAAUGCCGUCGCCACUGUUCCAGUGACGACUUCACCAUCAACAGCAAGUAUUACCAGCAAUAUAUCGCAAAGCUCGUCGCAAUCGUCGUUGAAUGCGACUUUUAAGCAAAAAUGCACAACAUAAUAAUAAUAUAAAAACUGUGUAUAUAUUCAAAUGUAUGUACAUAUGUAAUUUUGUAUAGAAUAAAUUAGCGAGUAUAUAGAGGAGCUGUAAAAUAAUUCAAUCAUGGAGAUUUAAUUCACUCAUAAUUCUUUUAUAAAAUGUGAUUAUUGGAUUGUACAAAACCCAUUUUUUUAAAUUGUAAAUGAAUGAAAAAAUUUUGUUUGAAAAACUUUAGUGCGCUAUUAAAUGGAAUAAAAGCAUUCAGUGUUUGCAUUCACUUACAUCUGAGUUCACGACAAUAGC
Anastrepha ludens (Mexican fruit fly) is the source of this 1827-nucleotide messenger RNA. It is a transcript of the gene nau, whose product is annotated as myogenic-determination protein. The record is from RefSeq and is a predicted model, not a curated record. The coding region runs from base 301 to 1545 and encodes 414 amino acids. The transcript is spliced from 5 exons. Gene Ontology annotation, molecular function: DNA-binding transcription factor activity, RNA polymerase II-specific; protein dimerization activity; RNA polymerase II cis-regulatory region sequence-specific DNA binding. Gene Ontology annotation, biological process: muscle organ development; positive regulation of myoblast differentiation; regulation of transcription by RNA polymerase II. NCBI's taxonomy places the organism in Eukaryota, Metazoa, Arthropoda, Insecta, Diptera, Tephritidae.